This is a messenger RNA of Panicum virgatum (switchgrass), 780 nucleotides long. Its product is annotated as chaperone protein dnaJ C76, chloroplastic-like. Bases 259 to 780 code for a protein of 173 amino acids. The transcript is spliced from 2 exons. Lineage: Eukaryota; Viridiplantae; Streptophyta; Magnoliopsida; Poales; Poaceae. The record is from RefSeq and is a predicted model, not a curated record.
GCGGGUGGAGCUCGCAUCGGUGUUCGUGAGGGAGUUCGUGGCGGUGGUCGGGGCGCCGGACGGCGCCGAGCAGAGGAGCUUCCGCCGCCACCAAGAUCCAUCAAGAUCCGGCGUCCAACUUGAGGACUUCAUGGAGGCCCCUCUCGGCAGCAGCCUUCGCUGGCGGCGGCGGCGGCACCCGGAUAAAUCUUCAUCCGAGACCAUCGAGAAAUUUCAGUAUUUGAGAUUCUGAUUGGUUUCUGCCUGCGCGUGUUCAGGAUGGUUGAGAGGUCGGACCUGGUGGCUCUCGAGUUCCUCAUGUCCAAGCAGCCGCGCGACAGAGUCCGCGUCUCCGAAGGCAACGCCGUGGGAGCUCGCGCGCCAAACAUCUUCAACGAGGUCGCCAAGUUCCAGAAAAGAUUCGAGGAGAUGAAGCACACAUCCGCAACAAGAGAAUCCCUGGAGACAGAGACAAUCAAGCAAUCAAGGACUUCAGCCGUGCACACCAUCAGAUCCAUGUCAAACUGGUGGUACUGGCGUCCAUUCGGGUCAUCGGCGCCAGCCACCAUCAUCCUCGCUUCACGCCUCCUACCGCUGCCGGCGGCAGCAUCAUCUUCUAAAGCAGCUGACCCCGUGGCGGAUAGACUCCAAGAAGCUGUCGCCGCCCAGCGUAAAACGGAAGGAGCGGCGACCGCAGCCACGGCGCACGCCCACCGCGACGACUACUGGACCCCGCAGCUGAACCUGCCAUCGUCUGCCUCUCCACCGAGCAUUCACCAGAGGGGAAGGGACGCUCCGUAA